AAAUGGUUUCAUUUACAAUAUCAGUCACAAGUUUGGACACACUUAAUCAAGUAUUGAUUCCUAUGAUUUUAAAAAUGUUUGUUGACAAAUAUAAGUAGUACCUAGAUAUGUCUUUCUAUACAAAAUUUACAUUUUUUUAAAUGUAUUUAUUUAUUUAUUUAUUUUUUAAUUAAAUAAAUGGAUGAGUAGGCAUGGAUGAUGAAAGAAAGCAGCCAACAAGUUUCAUAGGUAUGAUGACUUUGAUUAUGCUGUUUAUAUAAAUUGUGGUAAGAAGUUAUUAAACUAUUAUUAUUUAUAAUUAGUAGGUGUGUCAAAAAUGUUAACCAGUGGUGAUGAAUGCCCUUGUAUUCAAAUUUUAACAUUUAAACUGUGUUAAAUAUUAUAGUUCAAGACAAAAACUUGCAUUUGAUAUCUUAGGCCCUAACCCAAAGUGAAGAAAAAAAAGUUAAGAAAAGACCAGAUGUGUGAGAAACCAUUUUUGAUGACACAUACAGUUUAGCAGGCUAUAUAUUUAGUGAAGCUCAAAAAUUACAACAACUUCAGCACUGGACAAACACCACAUUCCCUCUAAAAAAGAUACAUUCUGAUUUGUAUAAAAAAAAAGAAUCCACCCUAGAGAGCGAUGGCAGCGAUAGUCACCGGGCUCAUCCCAAUCCUCCGUACUGCGGUGGACUCCACCGCCACCUAUAAAGGUCGCACCAUGUGGUUCGGCUUGCUCUGCAUCCGCCUUGUGACCAUCUUUCUGGCUCAGUUUCCAUGGAAAAGCCUAAAUGACGAUUUCAUCUGUAACAACAGUUCACAGUUCUGCAAUAGAGCUUGCUUUAAUAAACACUUUGACCGUUCUAUAGUGAUGGCAUGGCAUUUCCUCUUCAUCCUUCUUGUGCUCUCGGUCCUUCUCAUGGAGCUUUUUUCUUCCCAUCUUCGAUCUUCAUUCCAGAAGAAAAAAGAGAGAGAAAUGGAAUCUGGAAGCGAGCAGGGAGGUGCCAUUGAUCCCACCGUGACUGUUGGUGGUAGGAUGAUGAUAGACCUCCACAAGAGCAAAAGCAGUCUGGUGGUGUACCUGUUCAGCUUGAUUCUGCGGAUUGUAGUGGAGGUUUUGUUCGUGUAUAUCUUGCUGUUCUGGGUUCUGCCUAAAUUGAAUGAGUCGGUUUAUGUUUGUGAGUUAAGUUUUAAAGGAUGUUCAGUACAGCAGUGUGUGGUCCGAGGAGCAGCAGAAAAGACAAUGUCUGUUUAUGCACUGCUGUUUGUAUCUGCCCUGGUUAUUAUUACAAGCAGUGGAUUUUUUUUCUACUCAAUAGGCCACUAUCUCUGAAAUGGUUAACAAAAGGUUCUUGGUGAACACAAGCAUAUUAAUAGCAUUAAUGCAACUGUUCCGUUUUUUUUUUUUUUUUUUUUUUUUAAAUUUCUGAAAUGCUUCAUUAUGACUUACUGUGCCCAAUAUUGUAAUUAAUAUGAUUGUAUUUUUGGUUCCACUUUAUAUUAAGUGUCUUUAACUACUAUGUACUAACAUUUAAAUUUAUAAUUUGUUACAGUGCACUUAUUGUGUAUGUACAUGAUUUUACAUUGUAUUUGUAUUUUUAAAAUACCUGCAUGUAAUUACAGCUGUAAUUAAUUACAUCUAUAAUUACACCGUUGACCCUUCUCUUAAAUCUACCCAUACCACCAAACCUGUCCCUAACCCACCUCAAUAGCAGCAAAUGUGUUUCGCAAUACAAUACGAACAAAAUAAGUUUAUUAUACUUAUUUUUUGAUGUAAGUACAUAGUAGUUAGGCAGCUAAAAUAAAGUGUAACCAAAUCUUUAUUUAA
Molecule: messenger RNA, 1807 nt
Organism: Ctenopharyngodon idella (grass carp)
Lineage: Eukaryota; Metazoa; Chordata; Actinopteri; Cypriniformes; Xenocyprididae
Gene: gjz1
Product: gap junction protein zeta 1
Exons: 2
Coding region: 623-1312 (229 amino acids)
Biological process (GO): cell communication
Cellular component (GO): connexin complex
Source: RefSeq, a predicted model, not a curated record